This is a messenger RNA of Cimex lectularius (bed bug), 764 nucleotides long. RefSeq names its product epididymal secretory protein E1 (gene Npc2b). Bases 81 to 581 code for a protein of 166 amino acids. NCBI's taxonomy places the organism in Eukaryota, Metazoa, Arthropoda, Insecta, Hemiptera, Cimicidae. Gene Ontology annotation, biological process: sterol transport. The transcript is spliced from 4 exons. Gene Ontology annotation, molecular function: sterol binding. The record is from RefSeq and is a predicted model, not a curated record.
AACUGGCGACCGGCAGAAGCAGUCUUCUUUCUCACACAUCUGCAACACUCGACUCGAGACAACAGACUAAAACACUCACUAUGUUCGUGACACCUCUCCUAUUUGCCAUCGUUGCUACUCUGGCGUGGCAAGAAACAUCAGCCACCAACGUUCUUCCAUGCAAAUUAAGGAAAGGUCACAAUGUUGAUGUUCGAUCAGUGAAAAUUAGCGGAUGCGAAAAAUACCCGUGUAAACUUAAAAGAAAGACAACAGUUCAUGUUGAAAUGGAUUUCGUGCCAAAUCUCAACAUCGAACCUGGCAAUCUCCGUGCCAACGUCCAUGCUCUGAUUGUCGGCGUUAACGUACCAUUUUUCGAAAUUGACGGAAAAGACGUUUGCCAAAAAGUUUUCAAGGAAAAAGACGGUUCGAUGAGCAAAGUCGGCUGUCCUCUGCAAAAGGGGCAAAAGUACGUGUACAAAGAUUCGUUUCAUGUCCACAACAUCUAUCCAAAGAUUAAAACUUCCGUGCACUGGCAGUUAUCAGAAGGACGAUCUUCUACACCAGUCGGCUGUUUUAAUGUACCAAUUCAAAUCACAGAUUAACCUUGCAUUAUGUAACUCUAAAUUAAAUAAGUAAUUCCAAACAAAAUAAAUGUUCAGCCUUUUCUGUAUGAAGUAUUCCCUGUAAAAACAUAUUUGUAAAGCAGAGGGCAGUAUGUAAAGAAAAUUUUUAACUGUAGCCAUAUUAUGUGAAGUGAAAAAUAUAUUUACAUUUUUGUUAUGUUU